GGUAUCAGACAGGGCCUGGUAGUUCUGGCAAUAAACCUGAUUUCAAGAUGUCAGAGGAAGAUGAUUCUAUUCUGAAUGUUAAAAGAUCUCUGAGAAAGACAAUGGUGAAACACAGCACCCCAGUGGAUUCAAUGCUUUCAAGAACAAAUCCAUCUCUUACAGAUUUGACAAAUCAGUCAAUCAAGGACCAAGAUGCCACAAAGAGAGUUUAUGAAUCUCCUACACCAAAACUAAAUCGAAGUAGAUCAAUAUCUCAAGUAUCAUUAGUACGUGUUGAUGCAUACUUCCCUCAUGCAUCCCCAAGAAGGCUUUCAACAGCAUUUGAUUUGCAAGAACAAAGUAAAGAGAAAAGCCAAAGCUCUCGGCUUGUGUUUUCUAGAAGGAGGCUUUCCACUGUGUUGGCCUCUGAUGAAUCAAAUCAAGAGCCACCUCACAAGGUUGUCCCAAACAUAGAAACUCAAGCUACCACCAGAGCACCUGUGGAUGCUGCAGUAACUCCUAAGAGUGGACCUUCAUGGCUUGUUUCUGGACUACCAGGGAUAAAAGAUCCCCCGGUAGCAAAACCCAAAAAGAAGAAAAUUGACAAAGCUCUUCAGAGAAAGAAAGAAAGAGAAUGGCUGCUUCGUCAACUUAGAAACAUUGAGGAGGCAGUUAAACAUGAGCUGACAAUUGAAUAAGCUUGAAUGAGCAACUUGUGGGAUAACUGCUGUCACAUCCAUCAUUUGGAUGCGUUGUUUGAAUGCAAGU
Messenger RNA from Ficedula albicollis (Collared flycatcher), 747 nucleotides. RefSeq lists its product as uncharacterized. The transcript has 3 exons. The coding region runs from base 48 to 677 and encodes 209 amino acids. The record is from RefSeq and is a predicted model, not a curated record. Lineage: Eukaryota; Metazoa; Chordata; Aves; Passeriformes; Muscicapidae.